GUCCCGGCGGGACACAGCACUUUCGGUUCCCGUUGGUGGCGGCGCAGCGGCAUGUGCUGCACACGCAGCCGCGGCGGACGGGAGCGAACCCACCCGGCGUGAGACGCGCCGUGCCCCGGCUGCAGCCCGCGAGGAACCAAUGUCAUGGCUGACGAAGAGCUGAGCGCCAGAGCCACCAAAAAGGGAAGUUUGUCACCCAGCAGCUCGCGGGACAGCGGGACCGAGGCGAGCACCCUGCUGCAGGAGCUGAGGAGCAGCAUCUCCAAAUCCGUGCAGAACAAAGUGGAUUCCAUCCUGCAAGAUGUGCAGAAGUUUUCAGACAACGACAAGCUCUACCUCUACCUCCAGCUGCCGUCGGGACCGAGCCUGGGGGAGAAGAGCAGCAGCCUGGACCUGAGCUCACUGAGCGCAGCCGAGUACAUGCACGCCUGCAACUGGAUCCGCAACCACCUGGAAGAGCACACGGACACCUGCCUGCCCAAGCAGGACGUCUACGACGCCUACAAGCGCUACUGCGACAACCUCUGCUGCCGCCCUCUCAGCGCCGCCAACUUCGGCAAGAUCAUCAGGGAGAUCUUCCCAAACAUCAAAGCCCGGCGCCUGGGGGGACGAGGACAGUCAAAGUACUGCUACAGCGGGAUCCGGAGGAAGACGGUGGUCAGCCUGCCGCCCCUGCCCAGCCUGGACCUCAAAGUGACGGAGACUCAGCAGCAGCAGUCGGAGCUGACGGACCUGGUGCAGUCCUCCAACAGCGAGGUGAUGGAGGCAGCCUGUGCCCUGACCUGCAACUGGGCUGAGAAGAUCCUCAAGCGCUCCUUCAACAACAUCGUGGAGGUGGCCCAGUUCCUCAUCCAGCAGCACAUCAUCAGCUCCCGCUCGGCCCACGCCGACCUGGUCAUGGCCAUGGCGUUCUCAGAGAGCAUGGGGAGCAUGUGCUACGAGAGUCGGACUCCAGUGACAGUGAAGAAGAACGACCUGGAUGCCUCUGAGAGCAGUGACAGAAGCCAGGGGCAGGUGAGACCCCCCCAGAGCGGGGUGCAGAGCCAGGACCCCCCAAAGCCCCCGUUCAGCCAGGGAGGACACGCUCAGGAAAGCAGCCCAGCUCUGCCACGACAUCCCCCGGCCAGCACCAGUCUCUGCGCACAGAUGAAGACAGAAAGUGUCCCCAAGCCCCUCGUCUCGACCUACCCCGAGAAGAAACCCCCAGAGCCCCCCAAAGUGGACAGCAGCCCCCAGGUGACCGCCCUGGUGGCGCGGCUGCCACUGCUCCUGCCCCGCAUCUCGCCGGGGGAGCGACCGACGGCGCCCGGCGCCGCCACCAUCCGCUCCUCCCCUCCCGUGCUGGCGCCCAAAAUCACGGCCACCCCCCUGGGGGGCACGGUCAAGGUGGCCCUGCCGCUGCCAGUGGGCACGGCCUCCCCCUCGCUGCCCCUGGGGCUGGCCCCGGGUGCCAACGGGCCGGCGGGGCUGCUGAGCCAGCAAGCGGCUGUCCCCGUCCUCAACGUGCUGCUGCCCGGCGUGGGCGUCCCCGCGGCCGACAGCCCCCCGGCCAACCCCCGCAGCGCCGGAGCCGGGGACGGGCCCGGCCCCCAGGACUCGCAGCCCCCCAGGACCCCCAAACGCUGUCCCCCGGAGCCCCCCGGCAGCGCCGUCCCGCGGAAGCGCAGCCGCGGGCGGCCGCGGAAGCGGCUGGGGGAAGGGGCCACGGGGGACACGGCCGAGCCCCCGCGCGCCGGCGCUGGUGGCGGGGAGGCUCCUGGCAGCGGCGGUGCCACCGGACCCCUCGGGGCCAGCCCGGCCGGCGGCUCCUUGCCCACCGCGCUCAGCCUCGGCCGCGGGGCCGGCGCCGAAGGGGCCGAGGGCCGGGAGCUGACGGCGGGGCGGCGCAGCCCGAGCGAGGCCGGGUCAGUGCUGAGGGAUGCCAGGGCUGCCCCCCGGGCUGGGGGAGGGCACAGGGACCCCCAGACGCCACAGCACGACGGACAGACGCAGGCAGGGGCUGGACAUGCCGCUGCUUCAGCCCGUGUGCCCGUGUCCCGGGGGGGCUCGCCGGGGCUCUGUGCCCACCCUGGCUCUUAGGGGCUCUGGGCCACUCCCUUCCCCACCCCCCCACGCUCUGCCAUUAAAAACAAGUGCACUCUG
Molecule: messenger RNA, 2142 nt
Organism: Colius striatus (speckled mousebird)
Lineage: Eukaryota; Metazoa; Chordata; Aves; Coliiformes; Coliidae
Gene: RFX5
Product: regulatory factor X5
Exons: 9
Coding region: 145-2079 (644 amino acids)
Biological process (GO): regulation of transcription by RNA polymerase II
Molecular function (GO): RNA polymerase II cis-regulatory region sequence-specific DNA binding; DNA-binding transcription factor activity, RNA polymerase II-specific
Source: RefSeq, a predicted model, not a curated record